CUAUCGCCCACUGGCAGUCCAAGGAUCAGCUAGUCGUCUGCCCCCCUUCGACUUGGUAUCUUUCCGCUAGGGGAAGGUAGUUCCCACGAAUGGUUCAGUCUAAUAUUACUAGUCUCAGGGUUGCCUACUGCGCACUGUCUGCAAACGCCUACAGGAUGAACUGGCAAUCAUUGACGCUCUGUCUCUUGUGUUUAAGUCAAGUUUGUUUCGCCGACAAUGGCAUGGUUAUGUCCAUGGAUGAUGGCAUUACUCUUGCCGUAGGGAACAUGCUUUCGUAUCUGCACUUUACGCCAGGAGACACUCUCUGGUUCACUGGCUGGGUUCCUAAGAGCUCAGGAGCCAUGGUUGGCACAUGUAUCGCACUGUUUAUGUUGGCGGUGAUCGAGCGCUGGGUAGCGGCUUGCCGAGGAGUGAUGGAAUUCCACUGGGACCAACAGGCGAUUAUCGCUGCGUCGGACAAACUCGACACUCUGCCAACUCAGUCAUCUCCCAUUGGAUUCCUAAAGCGCUUCUCGCCCCCCUUUAUCCCCGCACAUGAUAUCUCGCGCGGGGUCAUGUUUGCAGUGCAGACGCUGCUGGAUUACCUCUUUAUGCUGACAGUUAUGACAUUCCAGCUAGGUUUCAUAUUCUCCCUUGUGGUGGGACUCGGAGUGGGAGAGACUCUUUUUGGAAGGUUUGGAAGUGUUGCGCAUGCGCAUUAAUUUCCGCACGUUCGUUUUGUAAGUAUAGAAUGGCCGUAAAGCAUCAUGUUUUCCUUGGUUAUGAUCAUGCAUGCCAAGCUGGGAUGCAGUGUAUGAUACGGACAACUCUCUAACAAUACAAAUAUAGCAUCACUUGCUGUGGGUAAGCAUGAUUCGGA
Suillus bovinus is the source of this 859-nucleotide messenger RNA. RefSeq names its product Ctr copper transporter family-domain-containing protein. Lineage: Eukaryota; Fungi; Basidiomycota; Agaricomycetes; Boletales; Suillaceae. Gene Ontology annotation, cellular component: plasma membrane. Gene Ontology annotation, molecular function: copper ion transmembrane transporter activity. The record is from RefSeq and is a predicted model, not a curated record. The transcript is spliced from 4 exons. The coding region runs from base 90 to 701 and encodes 203 amino acids. Gene Ontology annotation, biological process: intracellular copper ion homeostasis; copper ion transmembrane transport.